Messenger RNA from Drosophila yakuba, 6567 nucleotides. RefSeq names its product vesicular acetylcholine transporter (gene VAChT). The transcript has 2 exons. Gene Ontology annotation, cellular component: membrane; terminal bouton; AP-2 adaptor complex. The record is from RefSeq and is a predicted model, not a curated record. The coding region runs from base 530 to 2254 and encodes 574 amino acids. Lineage: Eukaryota; Metazoa; Arthropoda; Insecta; Diptera; Drosophilidae. Gene Ontology annotation, molecular function: acetylcholine transmembrane transporter activity; xenobiotic transmembrane transporter activity. Gene Ontology annotation, biological process: transmembrane transport; chemical synaptic transmission; xenobiotic transport.
GGCCCGGAGUCCGCCGCCCUGUUCUCCAAGUUGCGUAGCUUCUCCAUUGGCAGCGGGCCCAACUCGCCGCAACGCGUCGUUUCCAAUCUCCGAGGAUUCCUCACCCAUCGCCUCAGCAACAUCACACCGAGCGACACAGGUUGUUCACUGGCAUGCCAACAAUUCGUACACCUCCAACUACAACAACCACACCAAAACAUGUAAAACCACACAGCAACAACAUCAAAAGCAGGAGCAAACACCACAGUUAACCACAAGCAACGAUAAACCACCUCAGUGCGGGCAAUUAGCGGAGCGGAAACGGAAACGGUCAUAUUUGUAGGGAGAGCUAAGCAAUUUCCGGCUGUAAGAAUGGCAGGCCCGCAGAUCGGAGCUUAAAAGCUUUAAGGCAACAGAGAAGAGUACAAACAAGAAGAGAGAGGGAGAGAGAGAGAGAUAGAAACAGAAAGAGAGAGACAGAGGAAGUCCCGAAGAAACUGGAUCAAACGUUGUACACCUCAGCAAUUGACAUUAAUUAAAUUCAACCAAAAUGGCCUCAUUCCAAAUACCUGUUAUCAACCUGGAGGUGCGCGAGGUCAAGGACAUCGUCUGGGAGAAGAUCCAGGAGCCGGUGAACCAGCGACGCCUCAUCCUCGUGAUUGUAUCGAUAGCCCUGCUGCUGGACAACAUGCUGUACAUGGUGAUAGUGCCGAUUAUACCCGACUAUUUAAGAGAGAUUGGCAGCUUCGAUGACGGGCCGACGCCCCCGCCGUUGAGAGAUAAUAUCACGGGAAAGAUCAUACCCGUGCAUCACGAUCAUCACGGGCAGGACUCGGCCACGGGCAUUCUAUUCGCCUCGAAAGCCAUCGUCCAGCUGAUGGUGAAUCCCUUUUCGGGCGGCCUCAUCGACAAGAUCGGCUACGAUUUGCCCAUGAUGAUCGGCCUGACCAUCAUGUUCUUCUCCACGGCAGUCUUUGCUUGUGGCAGCAGCUACAGUGUCCUGUUCUUCGCCCGAUCCCUGCAGGGAGCUGGUUCCGCCUUUGCGGACACCGCCGGAUUGGCCAUGAUAGCCGAUCGGUUCACCGAGGAGAACGAGCGAUCGCAAGCCCUUGGCAUUGCGCUGGCCUUCAUCAGUUUCGGAUGCCUGGUGGCGCCUCCGUUUGGCGGGGCGCUCUACCAGUUCGCCGGAAAGGAAGUGCCCUUCCUGAUCCUAGCACUGGUGUGUCUACUGGACGGGCUGAUGCUGCUGCUGGUGAUGAAACCGGUCAAGGAGGCGAUAAAGCAAAGUAAGGACGUACAGGACCAAGUAAUACCCAUCUGGCGCCUGCUGAUGGACCCCUAUAUUGCCGUCUGUGCCGGUGCCCUAACCAUGUCCAAUGUGGCGCUUGCCUUCCUGGAGCCAACCAUCUCGCUGUGGAUGGAGGACAACAUGACCACGGACAACUGGAAGAUCGGCAUGGUCUGGCUGCCCGCCUUCUUCCCACACGUGCUGGGCGUGGUCAUUACGGUGAAGAUGGCUCGGAAGUAUCCGCAGCACCAGUGGCUAAUGGCCGCCGGUGGAUUGGCCCUGGAGGGCUUCUCCUGCUUCAUCAUACCGUUCUGCAGCGGCUACAAGAUGCUCAUGCUGCCCAUCUGUGUGAUCUGCUUCGGAAUUGCCCUAAUAGACACGGCUCUGCUGCCCACACUCGGUUAUCUGGUGGAUGUGCGAUAUGUGUCGGUGUACGGCAGUAUCUAUGCCAUAGCGGAUAUAUCCUAUUCGAUCGCCUACGCCGUGGGGCCCAUUAUCGCCGGCGGAGUGGUGGAGGCCAUCGGGUUUACGGCUCUCAACUUCUUGAUAGCCUUCUCGAACCUGGCCUAUGUGCCCGUUCUGCGAAAGUUACGCAACAUCUACGACUUCAAGCCUUUCGAGAAUGAGGCCAAUAUCCUGAUGCAGGACCCGCCCAACAAGGAGUACCAGACCUAUGUUAUGCACGACCAGAAACCAGUGGCGGGUGGCGUCAAGAACCACCUGGAGUACGGCCAGCAGUAUCAGCAGGAGCAGGAGACCAAUCUGGAUGACCAGCAGUACGAGUACCAGCAGCAGCAGGGAUACCAGCAAGGAUAUCAGCAGGAUCAGGGCUACCAGCCCGGCUACCAGGAGCAGGGCGGCAGCUACGCCCCGCAAGGUCAGCCCCGCGUGGCCAAUCCCUUCCAGCAGCAGCAGCAGCAACAACAGCAGCAGGUCCAAAGCAGAGGUCCUGCCGCCCCAGCGAAUCCCUUUAGGCAAGGAUUUUAAACUGUUGCCCCACAUGCCGAAAAGCAAAGAAGAAAACCGUAGUUUUAAAUCGUGUUCUGUUGCACCUCCGUGUGCAAUAUUCUGUUCUCUGUUGAACCCACUCUGAUCUAGACACAUACACAUAUAUUAUUACUAUAGACAUAUAGGCAAGUGGUACGUACACUAUAACGAGCAUUACAUGCAGAUAGUUAAAAAAGCAGCUAGUUAAUGCCUUGCACCGCACCAAAUUUUGUAUCAUACACGAAUGUUGAAGCAACCGAGGACAGUGAUGGAAAUGGUAGGAUUUGAGUUUACUUGGAUGUGGAAUUGGCCAUAUUUUAAAAAAGUUCUUCAUGGGAAUAUUAAUUUCAAAAUCCAAUUCAAAGUUACGCAAUUUGGAAGACACGUGAAAGUGUGAACUGAAAUACAAAACUAGUUCUGAAAAUUCUUUUUUUAAUUAACAGAGCUGAUACCAAAAAAGGGAGUUAAGAUUAAUAUAAUAAUACAUCAGAGCUAUUUGCAAAGUUGAUGUUAUAUCCGGAACAGUUCACAAUUUCUAAAUGCCAACAAGAAAUAAUGUUUCAGUAACUAGAAAAGCGAACCGAAAUUGGAAAACUCAAGAUUCCCCUAUCCAAGUAAGCCACAAAACCACCAGACCUAAGAAACACCCAUCACUGAUGUAACGCAAUUAUGCUAUAUAGAGCGGUCCGAUCGGAUCGCCUAUGCCCUAUACUCAGUACUUAUGCAGCCGUUUUCGUGUCUAUCAGUCAGUGAAGCUAGAGAAACCAAAGCCUAGGCAUAGAUAGUUGAUGAGGGGAGGACUCGGACUCCCGCCUCAUCAAGUAUACACACAAGUAUCAGAUAUUAUAUACACGCAUACAUAUAUAGUAAUAUAUCCAUAUACAAGCUAGCUGUAAGAAGCUCAGCUGGCCAGAAGACCACUUUUGUCCGAGUACCGCCGUAACAGGCAAUGGCAUCCAUAUCGCAGACAUAUCACAAGUUGCACAAAUCGAAACCCUCCCACGCCUACUGAAAACUGAACAAGAGGAACUCUUUCGGGUGUCGUUGUGGCGGACUUGGGACGAGAGUGGUUUCCCGGCCAGAGGGGUAAUAUGAUUUCCGGUUUUGAAAACAUUAUGAGUUGAACGUUUCUUAAACAUAAGACACAACCAAGGUAACGAUACAUAUCAGAGUCUCGAUGGCUCGCCUGUUAAAAUUACCAAAAGUGAUAUUACUUAUUGCUACUAGUCUAUAUACAUAUAUAUCGUAUCAUAUCGGUAGCAUACACAACUAGAUUUAGGACGUACAUGAAGUGUACAUAAGUUAUACAACAACCAAAGGAAACAGAAAUCAAUUGAGAUUCAAUUUAAAGUUUCAUAUUUACCUACCAAUCAAUUAUUAUUUGCUUGUUGACUCUAUGUGCAGAUGGGCAAUUCCAACCAGGGAACUGCCGCCAUAGUAGAUCUUCGAUAGCAUAGCAUAAAUGUGUGUACCUUGUCUAUAAGAUAAAGAUAAACCUAACUGAAUAAUAUGAACAUAUUUACUAACGAUUAUUGUAGUCAUUCAGUACGGUAUUUUACUAUAAUUCGUUUCGACUGCACCACUUUUUAGGGCAGUUUACUGCCCCUAUAUUAUACACCUUUUAGCUGGAUAUCGAUAAGUAAAUUGACCUUUUAUAUACAAUUCAGCAUGCGUAUAUAACAUCGGAAUAUUUAUCAACACUUUUCGAAUGUGUUUACUCGGGAAUUGCAGUUGAUUGCAAGUAUAUCGCAGAAUUUCUAUAUUCGUAAACAUAUCAGUCAAAAGGCCACUUAAUAAUUGAUUAUAUUAAUGUGUUUCCAAAGUACAUAUGUACGAGUUUGCUAUUCGAAUUACACAAUGCUAUACAUUAACAGAAAUGCACUGAUUUUGAUGAAGUUACAAAAUACGUUCAUAGGGUUUUAGAAAAUGUUCGUUUCAUUAUUUUCACUGAUUUUGUUAUAGAUACUCUAGGAAAACAACACUGUUGUCUUGUUUUAUGGUUUGCAAGCUUUAUACCUAAUUAAAUUCGAUUAUUUUUCUUUAUUUUACCGACACUAAAUAUAUGUACUUAAAAAUAUAUACAUAGAUCUACAAAUUUACAAAACUGUAGAAAUGCUCUUAACUUUAAUAUGAAUUAAACUCAUGAAAAAAUCUCCCAUCAAAUGUAUCAAUUAAAACGAAGACGAGUAGUGGCGAAGAAUGAAGUGUUGAAGCAACUACAUACUUAUAUAUAAAGCGAAGAAGAGUAAAACCAGAACAAUUAUAAUAGUCAAUAAUAUAUAUUAUUAUGUAACAUAUUAUAACAUUGUUUAUUUAAGUACCUACAAUAGAAUUUUAAUAACAACUAACUAAACAUACAUAUAUAUAUGAAAAUGUAUAACAAGACACCGAAAAAGCAAUAUUUAUUUAAGUUUCCUUUUAAAGUCAUGUAAGGAUUAGAAUUCCGUUCAAAAAUAAAAAGGCAUUAACUUUAGUCCGUUGCUUUGACUAAUAUUUGAUUCAUUUUUACAUGACUUUCGAAACUGGAUGUAGAUAGACGUCAAACAAAUACAACAUGACAGUGUCAGGCAUUCAAGAUUUUGACCGAUUUUAACAAUUUUAACCAAAGUUUAGCAGAGCGUAACAUGUAUAUGAAUCUUCCACUUUUGGUUUACAAAUAAAUAUAUAUAUACAAAUAAACAACUAAGUAAUAACCAUCACAUUAUGUACUCAAAGGACGAGGAAGGUCGACCAGAAGGUCGAUAGUGAAGAGCCUAAAGGAUGUGUAGCAGUGCCGGCAAUGUGUAAUAACUUACUAAACAAAUAAGAGCAAAUGGAACGCAUAAACUGUAUGUGUUACGAGCAUAUAAAUAUAAAUAUAAUAGUAACAAAAAAAUAAAAGCAUAAGAGCAUGUAUAAUAACAUAUUUAAGUGAAAUAUACAUUUAUAAAAUGAAUUAUUAAACACUAUACCAGUUAAUCGAGUGAUUAUACUCUGCGUAUUACAAGUGUUGAAUGUUCAAUAGCAUCAUAUGAAUUAUGAAUUAUAUGCAAUAACUGUGCGCUAUGGAUAAUUAAUGAACAAAAUUAAUUUUUAAUAUCGAAUAUAUACUAAAUGAUAUAGGGAUUUUACUUUGGCAACAAAACCAGUAGCACAGAAAAAUAAUUUGAUAAUUUUUCAUAUGAGAAAUGCCUCUCCGACAGUUUCUAUGUGUUGUGCGUGUGAAGAACGUUUUAGGAAAUUUAAUUGUAUACCCUAGAAAAAAUAAAAUGAGUUCGUAAGUGAAGCCCACAAAGUUAAUGCCCCCACGGUUCGGUUUUGUAUUGUAUAUAAGGCAUAUUGUUAGUUUCGAAUGUCCAUUUUGGUAGAAGUCAAUGUCAACGUCAAAGUCAAAGUCAGAGUCGAACCGUUUCGAGUACAUACUCGUACUCACAUAGAUGGUGCAGAACUAAAUUAUUACAAAAGUCUUUGCAAUUUGUUUCGGCUAAUGUUAUAGACGUUUGUGUUAUAUAUUUAACAAUAAUUAUUACGACAAACGGUGGAAAUUAUAAUAACAAAAACAUAAUUAAGCAAAUGCAAGCCAGAAGAGUAACUAAAAUUUUACCAAGUAUCCAAAUCCCAGUUCUGUAACGUUGCUGUUCAAUUUCCAAGUCGAUCCAUCUAUAUUCUAUACCUAAUUAUGUUUGUAUCUGUAUAUCACACCGUUCUUCAACUAUCUCCAAAACAAAAGUAAGCAAACUAAGUGCUAUGCAUAUCAAAACGAAGCAAUUCGAUGUUCGAUGACUUAACAUAGCCUAAAACCCCUCUGAAAUCAAAUGUAAGCAAUAGGGAAAGAAGCAGGAACUGCCUCGAAGAGUCACUUUUAAAAACGGAUCGAUGUGUGUAUGUUUUCCUUAUGAUACAUUCACGGCAAAAGUCGGCAAAAAUUGAAAGCCUAAACAAAUAUCACUUUUGCCGGCGUUGGCAUUUGCCGGAUUUAUUCAAGGGAAAAAUACAAAUGGCAAACUCGCACACAUGAAUCUAUAAAAGUAUUUGAACUGCAUCAAAGAAAGAGAAUUCAAAAUGGCAGUUGCCUGCUAUCGGCUAUUGGGAAAUGCUAUGAAUAAUGAAUUGAACGAGCAGAAAAAUUAUAACCGAACGUACAUUAAAGCAUACAGAUAUGGGCAUGAGCUAUAGAGGAAAGAUAAAGCAUUAUUCAAGAGCAACACACCCAACACACACCCUUACACCCCCACAACCUACACCAUACACACCACACACACCCAACCACAACAGAGACAAACAACACAAAACAAACAUGUACUAUUGAAAUAUAAUUGUUAACCAUGGAAAAA